Molecule: messenger RNA, 2154 nt
Organism: Sclerotinia sclerotiorum 1980 UF-70
Lineage: Eukaryota; Fungi; Ascomycota; Leotiomycetes; Helotiales; Sclerotiniaceae
Exons: 2
Coding region: 1-2154 (717 amino acids)
Biological process (GO): intracellular potassium ion homeostasis; potassium ion import across plasma membrane
Cellular component (GO): plasma membrane
Molecular function (GO): high-affinity potassium ion transmembrane transporter activity
Source: RefSeq, a predicted model, not a curated record
AUGACCGAAGCAGGUCUUAAUACGGUUAAUUUAAGCACGAUGACGAUUUUUCAACAGGUUAUUCUUUGGUUAUUGAUUGUGGUUGGAAGUGCAAUCUUUGUUAGUGUGGCGACUGUUAGAACGAGGAAGAGGGCUUUUGAGGUUAGGUUUGGAGAGGUGGUUGGAAGGCAGAAAGAGGAAAGGAGGAGAGAAAGGAUGAGGAGUGGGAGUAGAGAGGCUGUAGAGAGUAGGAGGGGAGAUGUUGGUGUGGGGGUAGGGGAUGGAAGUGGAUUUAUGAAAGAUAAUUGGAAGUUUCCUUCUAUUGGAGGUGGGAAAAAUGGAGAUGAAGAUAUUGUUGAGAUGAAUGAAGGAUUGAAAAUUCGACCAGCUGAAGGAAAGACUGAUGAAAAUUGUAUGACGGCUAUUUCGGAAAUUUCACCUCUUGGCGGUAUACCAAAAGAUGCAGGAGAUCAUAUUACAUUUGCACCAGAUGCAUACCCAGGAAAUGGAAAAGGAAAAGCAAAGGACAUUACAGUAGGAAGUUCAAAUGACGGAACUUCAACAGCAGCUCGAUCUACGAAUUUUCAAACACCAACCUCCACCUCGGAAACCAAUACACUAAAACAUCGAAUCAAUGAAAUAAAUACACCACUUCGCCACUCACAAACUGGUCAACAAGAUCUAGCUCCUCUUCAAUAUCCAUCUUACUUAAAUUCUAAUACCACUGGCCGUAAUGCUCAAUUUCAUGGUCUAUCACGAGCAGAAAGAGAACAUUUAGGUGGUGUUGAAUAUCGAGCUAUAUCAUUUCUAGCCUGGUUAGUACCUGCUUAUUUUAUUCUUUGGCAAGUACUUGGAGGAAUAGGACUGGGUGCUUAUAUGGCUUAUAAUAAGAGUAACGUUGCUCUUGAGAAUGGAAUUAAUCCAUGGUGGUUGGGAGUUUUUAAUGCUAUUAGUGCAUUUAAUAAUUCGGGGAUGAGUUUAUUGGAUUUAAAUAUGAUACCCUUUCAAACUUCAGUCUAUACCCUCUUAACAAUGGGUUUGUUAAUCCUCGCUGGAAAUACAGCUUACCCACUCUUCUUGCGCCUAAUCCUUUAUACACUCCUCAAACUCCUUGAUACUUUCCCUAACUUCCUCUCUCCUUUCCAACACCACAAAGCAACUCUCCUUUUUAUCCUCCGUUAUCCUCGUCGUGUCUAUACCAAUCUCUUUCCUUCACGCGCAACAUGGUGGCUACUCUUCAUGGUCAUAACACUUAACUCUAUCGAUUGGAUCGCCUUUGAACUCCUUAAUAUUGGCAAUUCCGCAACUCAAGUUAUCGAACCUAGAUAUAGAGUUCUCGAUGGACUUUUCCAAGCAAUUGCCGUUAGAAGUGGUGGAUUUUAUAUCAUAAGUAUACCAACUUUACGUAUUGGUCUACAAUUUUUAUACGUCGUCAUGAUGUAUAUCAGUGUAUAUCCCGUCGUUAUAACAAUGCGUCAUUCCAAUGUCUACGAAGAACGUAGUUUGGGUAUCUACACCAAUGAUAUCGAUCCAUCUCAUCAUACCUCAAGAAUAGGACGAAGAAUGAAGAAAAUAAAACGAUCCUUUUCCGGUCGAGAAAUUACUACUUCCUCAUCAUCUGAAGUAAUAAGUAAUUCCGCGCAAAAAGAUAAAGAAGAAACAACAGGAUCUCAAUUUAUUCACCACCAACUCCGUUCACAACUCUCCCAUGAUCUAUGGUGGUUAACUCUCGCUACUUUCCUGAUCGUCUGUAUAGAAGCUUCUUCCUUUGAGAAAGAUCCAGUCACUUAUAGUGUGUUUAAUGUUAUCUUUGAGGUGGUGAGUGCGUAUGGUUGUGUGGGGAUUAGUACGGGUUUGCCGGAUCAGGAUUAUAGUUUUAGUGGGGGUUUGAAGAGUGCGAGUAAGGUUGUUUUGGUGGCGGUUAUGGUUAGAGGGAGGCAUAGGGGGUUGCCGAGGGCGUUGGAUAGGGCGGUUAGAUUGCCUGGGUGGGAGGGGGAGGGUUUGGGUGGUGAGGGUGGGGAGCAUAGGGGGAGGGAUGAUGGGGAGGAGGAGGUUUUUGGUGAAGAUGGUGGGAAUGGAGAUGGAGGUAGAGAAGGAGAUAGAGAUGGGGCAGAAGGACAGGGAUUGAGAAAAAGAAGAUUUAGUCGUGGAGUGGCUGAUUUGGAGGAGGUUUAA